GUUACGUGCGAGCCGUGGAACGGAUCGCUGAAUCGUUUCGUUGCAUCGCUGACUAGGUCCCGGAACAUUUUGGCCAUUUAUCCUGCAUCUAAUCCCCGUGAAUUGUUUUUAUCGAUCAAUUAUCAUAAUGGCACUAGCUCAAAAAGAGCAAAUAUUGAAGAUACACCCUCAAAAUGAACUUAAAUUCGUCGGUCCAUUCACUUCUCCAGUCUUCUCUUACAUAACCUUGGAGAAUCCUUGCGACAAGAAAGUUUGUUUCAAAAUCAAGACUACUGCUCCGAAAAAAUAUUGUGUCAGGCCAAAUUCAGGCUCUGUAGACCCUCAUCAAAGUGUGCAAGUAGCAGUUGUGCUGCAAUCAGCUGGUAUUGAUCCCAAUGAGAAGAAUAAGCAUAAAUUUAUGGUACAGUCAGUGAUUUUGCCUGAGGACACUCCUGUGGAAUCUGUCUGGAAAGAUGUCAAGCCAGAGUGCUUAGUUGAUUACAAAUUGAAAUGUGUUUUUGAGAUGAAUGAGUCAGAAGAUGAAAAUGUGCAAGAAAAAGAAAAGAAAUCUGUCACUGUUUUACCACCAGAAACGUGUGAGGAACAAGAGCAUGCUAAGACAUCCAGUGAAACAAAAACUUGCAGCCAAGAAGAAGCAAACCUUAGACUAGAGAAUACUGAACUCAAGAAACUGAUCCAAGCAUGGAAGGGGGGAAACCCGCACUGGACGUAUGGUGGCUAUGACCAGCAGAAGCAAAUGCACACGUGGAAACGCAUCAAUCCACCAAAAGGCGAUUCAGAAGACCAGGGACUCCUUGACAGAUAUUCCCUCACUUCUGUCUUUCUUGCUAUCAUUGUCGGCUUAAUCGGUGUACUAAUUGGCAAGUACGCAAUUUAGAGGCCUCUAUUUCAUCUAUCCUUUCUUACAUUGCCCAUGAAGCAUUCAAAUUUUAUCUUUCUCCCAUCGUUAAUCUCCCUGUCUCUUUCCUCUCCUAUUUUUACAUUUAUUCCCUCGUCGAAUCUAUGCUUUCUUUUUGAAAACCUGCCCCCCCACGAACCAAUUUUCAGUGACCGUCCUGCGGAUUUUUUGCCGCGUAAUGAAUAGAAAUAUCUUGAAUAGAAAUUUUCAGUUGCCCGUUCUUCAAGCAAACACAAGCUGCUCUUUGGUUGGGGGUUUCUUGCUUUUAAUUUGUGCUGCUCUUGCCGUAAGUCAGGGCUGCAGGUUAAAUUUUUAAUGUCAUGUUUUGAGGUUCUCGGUUUUGAAAAGUGGCCUUUUUAUAAGUGAGUCUCAUCAAAAAGUUGAAAUUCGUUGAGAUAUUGGGAGAAAGCAGAAUUAAAUACUUGGAAAUGGAUUUGUGAUCUAACAGGAGCGGAACUUUAAAAGGCACAGGUGGAGGUUUGGGAGUGGAAUGUCGAUGAAUUGAAUAUCGAUAAAUUUUAAAUUAAUGCAACUCUAGAUAUACUUACCAUUUGUUAACUUUUUUUGGAAUUAAGUUUUCAGGCCUCAUUAUCUAUUCAGAAUAAACUCGAAUAUAAGGCAGUGAAUUUUCCAUGUAUUCAUCUUCAUGAAUUAUUUUUACAACAUUUUUAGAGAAUGAACUGGAGGAUAUUGCUUUUAAAAUUUCUCAUUUCUCUAGAAAGAAUGGAAUUUUGAAAUCAAAUUUAUUAUCAACAGCCUUGGAAAUAUAUCAUGAUCUUAAUCUUGCACUUUGAAUCUGGAUGUAUCUAAUGUCAAAAACGAUCAUGUAUUUCAUGGUUAAUCGUAAAUAUUCAUUAUUUAUAUCUGGCUUCUCACAGUUCUUGAAGUUGUGUCCGGACUGUGAGCAUCAUUAAUCCAAUCUGCAGGUUUUUUGCGAAAAGAAUCAAUUAUCCAAUGACUUGGCAAAUGUGUUAAACUUUAAUACUGGAGCAUAAUCUCAGAGUGUCUAACCUGUUCAAAAAGUUACAUACUGGAUAAUUCCAGGAGUAAAAAGCAAGUUUUACCUUUUAAACAUUUUAAAAGGUGAGAAUUUCAUCACCACUCAGUUGAAGAAUAAAAUUGAGUAGCUAGCUCUUGUACGACUUGGAAGAGUGCUAAAUAAUGGCGAAUUUCCUCCUGUUGAAGACUCUCACACCUCUCUCAGUUGAAUGAACAUCUCUAUCAAUGACGAUUAGGUUUAUAAGCCUCCGACAGGAAAUAUUCAUCAAAACCCUACAAAAAGAAUAGAAAAACAGGAUGGACUGGCAAGACUUGGCUGAGAGUUACCGACCGAUCAUGGUUGGAGAAUUGUCACAUCAUUAUAAACCCUUGCUUGCCUCAUCUUUAAUCAAAGUUUGUAUCUAAGUAGACGUUAAUGUAAAUAAUUAAAAGUUGUUACAUCUUUCCGUUAGACAUUUUUGGAAUUUCUUUUUUGAUUAUUCAUUAAUUUAUUUAUUUAUUGACACCUCUUUUUUAUGAUCCUGUUUUCUUAACAGAGUCGUUAGUGUAUUCUAAUUUUAGACCCAACAUGUUAAUUGUGAGCCUGGCGGUUUAUCAUGCAUGGUCCUCACCAAUAACAUUGCCAUAUUGCUGACCCAUGAACAUAGGCAAUGCUACCUAGGGACCCAAAACCAAGCUCUGAACCGUUGGCUUAGUCAGGAGAGAGUUUUACCUAUUCCUACCAUGAGUUUCCUCUUUUAUUUUUUAUCAUUGAACACCCAAUUCUGUUGUUAAAAGCAAUAACACCGUAACCUCAUUCCAGAUUUUGCAUUUUACCUUCACUUACAAUCGAUUAUCUAAAAAGAACAUUACCUUCAUGCUUCAUUUUUUCAGGUUGAGUUUUUAAUGGUAUGACACGGUUUUUUCAAAAGAAAGGGGGAAAAAAUGAUGGAGUGUGAUCAAUGGUCUAUUUUCUUGUCUGAAAAAAUAUUUUAAAUUGAGUUACGGUGUUCCUGCUUUCGAUAGCAGAAGUUUUUCAGUUCAAUUCUUUUUCUGGGCAGAACUAUUGUUAAUAGGGCUAUUGUAGUUCAUGUGUUGGCCAUUUUUAAUGCAUGUGCUUUGUUUUAAGAGAGACGUGGUCUCUGUGUGAGGCCUGUUGAUUCAGCUCCUGACUAUGCUGAAAGACCAAGGAGUUGGAAUGUUGACGGCUCUGUUGUUGUUAAGCCCUCGCUUUUUAUUCAUGUUAUUUUAACUUUUGAGAAAAAAUUUUCCCUUGAAAAUUGGACUGUGAAAAGCUGUUGUAAUGGGAAGGGGUCUCUAAUAAUUGGGAUGUUCUAAUGUCCUAGUGUAUUUUCCACCUAUAAAUUCCUCCCAUAAUUUUGUGGGCUGUUGUCAGUGGCGCAGCCCUUUGUUUCGUGAUCUUGGAUUUGUAAGAUUUUUGUGAAUUCCACUGUGUGAGUUUCCAAUUUGUCUGGUUUUUGACCUUGCUAUUAGCAUUUGUUGAUUUUCAGAAUUUUUCACCAAUUUUUAGGUCCCAGUAAAUGUUUGUUUUUGAUGUUCUUUAAUCCUAUGUUCUGGCCUAAAGUGGGAAAUGAUGACACAUUUUUCAUGCAUGAAAAUUAGACGAAUCCUAACACUAACUACUUAUGAACUCGUGCAAAGAAUUAUUACUAGUUGAUGAUAUCAUCGAUUUUCUCAGUGACUGCCAUAUUCUUGUCUCCAAGUAGUGUCAAACCCUAAUAGCAUUCUUUGCUGUCAUUUAUGGCAUCAUUCUUUCUUUGAUCAUACCAAGCCUGCGUAAAUCUUUUUGCAUAAUAAAAAUUUUCCAGUAUUAAGAUCUGAAGCUAUUUCAAGCCAAUUCUGCAGCUUCAAUUAAUGGCGGGUGCCAAGCAGGACAGAAAUUCAUUUUAUGGCAGUUGAAAUUUUUUAUCUUUCGCCCUGUUCAAUUAUGCAAAUCUCUGCUUCUUUUACACCGCUCUUUAUGCAAAUGUAUCUGCUUAGUCCUUUGUUAGUCUCAAGAACUUUACUGUCCCUCUCACAGUAUGAUGGUGCAGAUAAAGUGACCAGGAUGUGAAUCUUCAUUUCCUUCUUUUAAAGCGAUCGCUGAGGUUUUUUAAAUCUAUCUGAUCAUUUGUAAUCUGAUGACAGGAGACUCUACCUUCAAAUCUUGCUUUUUAAUCACAAAGCAUUUUAUUAUGCAGAAGUUGAAAUACAUUUAAUAAAAAUCGUCAGACUUGGAUCAAGUGAAGACUUCAGACUGUCGUAAAAAAAGUCAGUGUGAUCAAAAUAAUGUUUCAGUUUCUCCUUGAGAUCAUCUGUUUUUUUGUGAAAAUUGUCUUGCCAUCUUUUUGGGAACUCCCUCAGUUUUUUCCACCUUAUCUAUGUCACUAGCAGAAUAUUCAUGCUCCUGGCAGAAUCACCUCCGUUUAAAAGCAUAUUACAUUCUUUAAAAUCUGUGGAAACUAAAAUAGACUUGUGCAUCUUCAUUGUGUUGACACAGAAUGCUCCCAAAAUUUUUAUUGUGAUGAUGUUUUUUUCAAAUAUUUCACUACAUUCUCACUUGAUGAAAAUAUUUUGUGAACAAGGAAUUUUCCAGAUCUGUCCAUGAAUCAUAAAUGUUGCGUGAUGUAAUCUUUGGCACCAGUAGAAUGGUCCCGGUGUAUUUUAAUUUUACUUUUCAGUGACCUAAGUACUUAUGUUUUCUAAAUACUAGUCGCUGAUACUCAUAAGCAUGUAGUAAUAGUGUAAAAAAAAAAACCCAACUGUAUAUUGCAAAAUAUUAUUUGUAAAUUGCAAAAAUAAUGUAUUUGUUUUUUAAGCAUUUUGCAGCAUUUAACAUUGUUAUGGUGAUUGUUCUGGGACCCAAUGACCCCGGUGAUUGUUUCACCCCAAGCUGAUAAACAGUACAUAAUGCCACACCUAGCCAGUAGGGAUCACUUAUUUCCUGUGUGAACCCACUAUUAGAGCAUUCUCUGUCCUUUUGUUUUAAAAUUUGCUGCCAGAUCUUGAAUUUACUAUUUUGAAUGAAAGAAAUUUCAGAGUGCUCUUCAUCAUCGAUUUUUAAACAAUUUAAACACCAAUAUUAAAAAAAAAAAAAGAUGUAUUCCAUCUCGUAGUCUUGGGGUAGUCUAUAAAAUCUCUCUCCACCUGUUCUUAAAGAAAACAUACUUCGCAAGAAUGCAAUGAAUUGCAUUGGUCCUUUGUCUCAAGGUAUGGCAAUUAACGCAGAAAAUUUCUUCCUCGGCUGGGCAGAGACGAUGCAUCUAAAUCUGGGAAGAAUUAAACUCACAAAGGAAUGAAGAACUCUGACCAUAUCAAUGAUUGUUUUUAUUCGGGGGUGCAGGGAGACUUUUGCCUCUCAAUUCCUCAAAACAUACCCCCCAUUCACUGAUGAAGUGGCUUAGUCUCUCUAUGUAUUCAUCGGCAACGUAUUUGAAACACAUAAUUAACUUAAAAUAUUUGGGGAGUCCAAAAUAUUCUCACUAAUCUCAUGGAAUAUUGUAUUUUUAACUUAACAUUAACUCAUUAACUUGUGGUGAUAGCUAGUUGUUCCUCAUUAAUGGAGAAGUGACUUUAAAAUUAAAAAGGGAGAGAAUACCAUUACAUAUUAAUGAAUGAUAUCACUAAACGUUUCCCUCUUACAACUUCUUUCCGUGUUAGCUCACAUGGGAGUGAAUUGCGAGAGAAUCUCUCAAGUUUUUGAUUCUGCAAUUUAAUAUUGUUUACUGAAAUAGAACCGUGUGCUUGAUGAUUGCCAUGGCUAGACACAGUUGAAAAGAACAUAGCUAUGACAGCAAAUAAAGUCAGUGAGGCAAAGGCAAAUAAGGUCAAUAUCUUUUCCGUACCAGCGAUCUGUUUCUUGAGCCUAACCUUUAUGUAUGCCUAGUCUUUGGGUCCCAUCUACUUCAUGAAUUUUAUUCUCGAAGAAAAAUUAUCUACCCUAUGAAAAAUGUUAAAAUUUUGGUUAAUUUUUCUCAAAAUGCCUUUUUUUGCCCUUGGAGUCAUUUUUCCAUCUAAAUCCGCUAAUUCCCCCAUGUGAUAGGUUAAGUAUUAUCGCAUAACUUUUUCUUUGUGAAACAUUUAAGGUAAUGAAGAAAGACUAAGCCAUUGAAUCAUUGAAUUCAUAAUAGUAUCCUUGCACAGCAAGGCUCAGAUUUUUUCCACCACAGAAGUGGUGUACAUACUCAUUUGAUAUUUGCCAAAAUCAGUGCAAGAAACGACUAUCAACUGUUUCUCAUCAACUUCUUGUGUCAAGAAGUCAGUUUUGCAGAACCAUUCUGCCUACAAAAUGUUGCGCAAGAAUGAGAAGAAAUGAAAAAUUUUGAACAACUUAAAUUUUUACAGUUCCAAAUUGACUUAAUGUUAUACGUACUAUUUGAGAAUAUCCUGCACCCCUGCUUGUACUGAUUUGUUUCUUAGCAGGGGAAAUCUAAUCAAGUUCCCUAAUUGAGCUGCACUUCAUGAUGAGAAGUUCCACCUAGUUUCUUUUCUCUUUUAUUGGCUGUUAGUUCAUAAUUACAAUUAAGAAUUUAUUUAUUUUUUAAAAGGAAAAUAGUACAAGCAGUUUUCCAUAACCACCUCUUGCUGAGUCAAGUGAAAAAGUGUUGUUAAAUUGUUUUUGGUGCCUUGCAUUUUUAGGGAACUUGAUUACAUUCCUUGUUUUCGUUCAUCCUUCGCGUCUAAAGCGGUAUUUAUUUUAAAUGUAUUAUUAUUUAAUCCAAUAAAGUGAUAUACUUGGAUUUACAAA
Messenger RNA from Bemisia tabaci, 6623 nucleotides. RefSeq names its product vesicle-associated membrane protein-associated protein B/C. Gene Ontology annotation, molecular function: FFAT motif binding. Gene Ontology annotation, cellular component: endoplasmic reticulum membrane; plasma membrane. NCBI's taxonomy places the organism in Eukaryota, Metazoa, Arthropoda, Insecta, Hemiptera, Aleyrodidae. Gene Ontology annotation, biological process: endoplasmic reticulum membrane organization. The record is from RefSeq and is a predicted model, not a curated record.